CGGGAGCAGCAGCAGCAUGGAGCUGGGCUGGCUGCUGUGGGGCGCGGCGGUGCUGCUGCUGCUGCACGUCCUGAUGGAGCUGAGCCCCGCCGUCAACUUCGCGCUGCGGAUCGGCUUCUACUACCUGCUCUUCUUCGUCUGCUCGGCGUUCACGGCGCCCGUCUGCCUGCUGGUCAACGGCGGGCGAACCGUCAAGAACAUGAGGAUCAUCAAAACUGUAGUCAAGACCUUCAAGUAUUUCUUUGGCCUGAGGUUUGAGGUGAAAGGGCUGGAGAACUUCGAGGUGGAGGGCCCUGCCAUCAUCGUGUCCAACCACCAGAGCAUCCUCGACAUGAUGGGGCUGAUGGAGGUCCUGCCCGACGACUGUGUCCAGGUGGGAAAGAAGGAGCUGAUGUACGCCGGCACUGUGGGGCUCAUCAUCUACCUCGGUGGUGUCAUCUUCAUCAACAGGAAGAGCACCAGCAGUGCCAAGAUGGUGAUGGCGGAGGUGGCCAAGACUAUGGCGACCGAUAACGUGAAGGUGUGGGUGUACCCAGAGGGCACGAGGAACUGCACCGGGGAUUUGCUGCCGUUCAAGAAGGGAGCGUUUCACGUCGCCGUCCAGGCACAGGUCCCGGUGAUCCCCGUGGUGUAUUCCUCCUUCACCACCUUCUAUAACCCAAAGAAGAAUCUAUUCACGUCAGGCAAAAUCAAGGUCGAGGUUCUGCCUCCGAUAGAGACCAAAGGCCUGACGUCAGACGAUGUCUCUGACCUUACCGACAGAUGCUACCGCACCAUGAGGGAGACCCUCUUCAGGCUGUCCGGCCGCCCAGGCGAGGUGAAGGACUCGUCCUAGAUGCUUCUCCAGUGGUGUCACCGUGCGGUGGUGGCUGAAGGGACCUGUCUGUUGCCAAAUACCCAAGGAACUUCUCUUCCUCUGCAGUGACUUCUAACUCUGGGGACAUCGUGGACUGGCACACGAGGUGUGCUGAGCCAGCGCUGAGGUUCCCCAUUGAGUGGAUUUCUCUUCUGGGUACACUAUCUUGCAAUGAAACGUCUCCUUUUUCUGUAUUUCUCAGGCAUCAAACUUGUGCUACCAAAGGG
Messenger RNA from Oxyura jamaicensis (ruddy duck), 1083 nucleotides. RefSeq names its product 1-acylglycerol-3-phosphate O-acyltransferase 2 (gene AGPAT2). The record is from RefSeq and is a predicted model, not a curated record. The coding region runs from base 17 to 835 and encodes 272 amino acids. Gene Ontology annotation, cellular component: endoplasmic reticulum; membrane. Gene Ontology annotation, biological process: phosphatidic acid biosynthetic process. Gene Ontology annotation, molecular function: 1-acylglycerol-3-phosphate O-acyltransferase activity. The transcript is spliced from 6 exons. NCBI's taxonomy places the organism in Eukaryota, Metazoa, Chordata, Aves, Anseriformes, Anatidae.